UUCUCUAAACACUAGAGAAGUAUUCUUCUUCACACCAUGGCUUUUGCACUAUCAUAUUCUAUAUGCUUUUUACUAAUCCUUCUACAACUACUAUCAUUUUCCACUAUGGCUCAAACUUACAAGAAUAUAUCUUUGGGUUCAUCUCUCAUUGCACAGGAGAACAACUCUUUCUGGGCCUCACCAUCUGGGGAAUUUGCUUUCGGUUUCCAAAAUAUUGGUAAUGAUGGAUUCUUACUAGCCAUUUGGUUUAACAGGAUACCAGAAAGAACUAUUGUCUGGUCAGCCAAUGGCAACAGUCUAGUGCAGAGAGGAUCCACAGUUGAACUCACCUCAGAUGGCCAGUUGCUGCUCAUUGAUAUCGCAACAGGCAAAGACAUUUCGGUUGCUUCUUCAGCUGGAACUAGAGUUACCCAUGCAGCCAUGCUUGACUCAGGAAAUUUUGUUCUGGCUAACCAGAAUUCAAUCAGUUCGUGGGAGAGUUUUAAUCGACCAACUGAUACAAUCCUGCCCACACAGACUCUUAGUAAAGGUAGCAUACUCUAUGCUCCCUAUACGAAAACAAAUUACUCAAAAGGAAGGUUCAUGCUUACACUGCAAUCUGAUGGUAAUUUUGUGUUUUAUACAACUUUUUUCCCAUUGGAUUCUCCUAAUGUUGAUUACUGGUACACGGAAACUGAGGGUAGUGGCUUUGAGGUCAUCUUCAACCAGUCUGGCUCUAUUUAUGUUACAGCGCAGAAUGGAAGCAUACUUUAUGUGUUAUCAUCAAAUGCAGUUUCAACGCAAGAUUACUACCAGAGAGCAACUCUAGAUUAUGAUGGAGUUUUGAGGCACUAUAUCUACCCCAAGAGUAACUCAAGCAUAGAAAAGGCUUGGUCCACUUUGGUCUUUACACCUCCAAAUAUCUGCACAUCAGUGUUGGAAAUUACAGGUGGUGGUGCAUGUGGAUUCAACAGCUUAUGCAGAAAUGAUGAUCUUGAAGGACCAAGUUGCCAGUGCCCCGAUGGUUACAACUUCACUGAUCCGAAUGAUUUGUUGAAAGGAUGCAAACAGGGCUUUGUUUCACAAAGUUGUGAGGAAGCAUCACAGGAAACAGAUCUUUUCUAUCUUCAAGAAAUGCGAAGUACAGAUUGGGCUACAAGUGCUAACUACGAGUACUUUCAGCCAGUAACUGAGGAUUGGUGCAGACGGUCUUGCCUAGGUGAUUGUUUUUGUGACAUUGCCUUUUACAAAGACCAGAUUUGUUGGAAGAAGAGUAUUCCUCUUUCGAAUGGGAGAAUUGACCGCAGUAGCGAUUGGAAAGCUCUGGUCAAAAUCAGGAAUCAGAAUUCCAGUUCGAGGAUUACAGGAGCAGAAACAGGAAAGAAAGAUAAUUCGGCUUUGAUCCUCCAGGGAUUGGUAUUCCUGAUCAGUAGCUCACUGUUUGUGUUCCUCUGCUUGAUAGCAACAUGUUUGCUUGUCUAUCGUAUAUAUCAUAGAAUUGCAAAGGUGAGUAAACUCUACCCCACCAUUGAAGGUGUUAAUCUCAGAUGUUUCACAUACAUGGAGCUAAAAGAAGCUACUGAUGGAUUCAAGAAUGAACUCGGUCGUGGUGCUUUUGCAACAGUUUUCAAAGGAGUUUUAGUGUCUGAUAAUGGGAAAUAUGUUGCUGUAAAAAGGUUAAUGGACACUAUGCUUAGAGAGAAUGAUCCAGAGUUCAAAGCCGAAGUGAGCACAAUUGGCAGAACAAAUCACAGAAAUCUAGUCCAAUUACUAGGCUUCUGCAACGAGGGGCAGCACCGAAUUCUUGUAUAUGAGCUGAUGAGCAAUGGCACACUAGCAAGCUUCCUCUUUGGGGAGUCGAAGCUAAACUGGCACCGCAGAAAGCAAAUUGCCUUGGGAAUUGCAAGAGGGCUCUUGUAUUUGCAUGAAGACUGCAGCAGCCAGAUUAUACAUUGUGACAUCAAGCCUGAGAACGUUCUUCUAGAUGACACUUUCACAGCCAGAAUUGCAGACUUUGGAUUAGCCAAGCUUUUGAGGACGGAUCAAACUCGAACCAUCACUGCAAUCAGGGGAACAAAAGGUUAUGUGGCUCCUGAAUGGUUCAAAGCUUUGCCUAUCACUGUUAAGGUGGAUGUUUACAGCUAUGGAAUUUUAUUGUUAGAGAUUAUCUGCUGUAGGAAGAAUUUUGAAGCGGAGGCGACUGAUGAAAAUGAAAUGAUAUUAGCUAAUUGGGCAUAUGAUUGCUAUAACCAGAGAAAACUCCAUUUGCUACUGGACAGUGAUGAUGAAGCAAUGGAUGACAUAAGGAAGAUGGAGAAGUGUGUGAUGACUGCAUUAUGGUGCAUUCAACAGGAUCCAUCGCUGAGACCUACGAUGAAGGAUGUCACGCAGAUGCUUGAAGGAACUGUUGAAAUCUCAAUUCCACCAAAUCCAUCCUUUUCGUAAGUUCAAUUUAUCCUUGGAAUUGUAUCAUAUUCAUAAGUGAAAAGGAAGAAAAGCUUUUCAUUUCUAUGAAAGAAACCAAGAUAUAUAACAAAUGAAUUCUAUUUGGUACCAUAGUUGCAGUCAAUUAUUAUGGUUCAUAAGAUUGAAGAUGGAAUUUCUUUUUAUUGAAA
Molecule: messenger RNA, 2594 nt
Organism: Rosa rugosa (rugosa rose)
Lineage: Eukaryota; Viridiplantae; Streptophyta; Magnoliopsida; Rosales; Rosaceae
Product: G-type lectin S-receptor-like serine/threonine-protein kinase LECRK2
Exons: 1
Coding region: 37-2424 (795 amino acids)
Biological process (GO): protein phosphorylation
Molecular function (GO): ATP binding; protein serine/threonine kinase activity
Source: RefSeq, a predicted model, not a curated record